CUUUUAUUUUGAAAGGGCGACGAUGACACGGAAUCGCAUGGCGGCGUAUACGCGGAGUAUGUUGACAUAAUGCUGCAACCCGAAUUAAUUGAACUGUUGGGGUCUGUAACACCAACAAUUCUUGCAGAUAAGAUACCGGUGAUUGAAUAUAGAAAAUACGCGUGUCUUGAUUUACAACAAGAAGAAAGAAGGGAUGAAACUGCUGUUUCACCUUUUGGAUUCAGACCUCAACGAGUUCGAAUUGCUGUAGAAGAUGAUUUUUUUGAGGAUGGCGACAUACACAGGCACAUGUACCUACGAGAUGUCGUGACGGCAAUUGAAUAUGAUGAACAACCUCCAACUGUCUCUGAGUUUAGAUGUCACAUAGCUGGAUGCAAACAGUUAUUUGACACAUUGGAAGGGUAUGAACACCACUACAAUUCAUUGCAUCGAAAUGUAUGUUCCAACUGCAAGCGCUCGUUUCCAUCAAACCGACUGCUGGAGAUACACAUCUUGGAGUGGCAUGACUCUCUCUUCCAGGUCAUGGCGGAGAAACAAUGCAUGUAUGAGUGCUUGGUUGAUGGAUGUGGAUUGAAAUUCAAAACAACCAAAGAAAGGAAAGAUCAUCUUAUCACAACACAUAGCUAUCCAGCAGACUUCAGAUUUGACAAAUCAAAGAAGAGCGGAAGAAUACGAGAAAAAAAGACUCGGCAACAGAAGGAUGCACAUAUGGAGGUUUCUGAAACAGCAACAAUACAAGAGAGCUUUGAGUCCAUGGACUUCUCUCUGACCCCAGAUCCAGAAAGCCUUAAGACUGCAGAAAGCAGACCAAUGCAUGCAGCUAAUCUAAAGCCACAAUAUUCAUACAAAGUUCCAUCAUCCAUUUGCUUCGGUCAAGGCUCAGUCAGAGGCUUCAGAGGAAGAAGGAAGAAGUAGGCCAAAGCUUUUAUUCAAUGCAAACAAUUGUCGAGAGCAGCAUUUUUGUAAUAAAACUUGUCAAAGCAAUCUUUAAAAA
Molecule: messenger RNA, 994 nt
Organism: Pimephales promelas (fathead minnow)
Lineage: Eukaryota; Metazoa; Chordata; Actinopteri; Cypriniformes; Leuciscidae
Gene: znf511
Product: zinc finger protein 511
Source: RefSeq, a predicted model, not a curated record